Komagataella phaffii GS115 is the source of this 1512-nucleotide messenger RNA. Its product is annotated as UDP-glucose pyrophosphorylase (UGPase), catalyses the reversible formation of UDP-Glc. Gene Ontology annotation, molecular function: UTP:glucose-1-phosphate uridylyltransferase activity. Gene Ontology annotation, cellular component: cytoplasm. The record is from RefSeq and is a predicted model, not a curated record. Gene Ontology annotation, biological process: glycogen metabolic process; UDP-alpha-D-glucose metabolic process. The transcript has a single exon. Bases 1 to 1512 code for a protein of 503 amino acids. Lineage: Eukaryota; Fungi; Ascomycota; Pichiomycetes; Pichiales; Pichiaceae.
AUGAGCGCCUAUCAAUCUCCUAAGAAACACGUCAAGACUCAGUCCGCCUAUGCUUUCGACAACACCACAACAAGCAUUGCUGCCUCUCAAAUGAGAAACGUUCUCAACACCUUGGUCGACUCUGUGCAUGCAGCCGAUGAGCACACAAGGGAGCGUUUCGAAAAUGAGAUGGACACUUUCUUCGGGUUGUUUCGUCGCUACUUAGCUGACAAGGCCUCCGGUUCUACUUUGGACUGGGACAAAAUCAACUCCCCCACCAAAGAGGAAGUCGUUAAGUACCAAGAUCUUAAGAGCGUUGAAAACACUGACAACUUGUCCAAGCUUGCCGUGCUCAAGUUGAAUGGUGGUCUGGGAACCUCAAUGGGUUGUGUUGGACCGAAAUCCGUUAUCGAAGUUCGUGAGGGACAAUCCUUCCUGGACCUUUCCGUUCGUCAGAUUGAAUACCUCAACAGAACUUUCGACACCGAUGUUCCAUUGCUAUUGAUGAACUCUUUCAACACGGAUGAUGACACUCAUCAUUUGAUCCAGAAGUACCAGGGUCAUCGUAUUCGUAUCCGCACAUUCAACCAAUCUCGAUAUCCACGUAUUUUCAAAGAUUCACUGCUUCCUGUUCCACAGUCUUAUGAUGAUUCUUUGGAAGCCUGGUAUCCUCCAGGUCACGGUGAUCUCUUUGAAUCUCUGGUAGCUUCAGGUGAGUUAGAUGUACUAUUGCAGCAAGGUAAGGAAAUCUUAUUUGUCUCCAACGGUGAUAACUUAGGAGCAACUGUGGACACCAAGAUUUUGAACCAUAUGAUUGAAACAGGUGCUGAAUACAUUAUGGAGCUUACGGAUAAAACUAGGGCUGAUGUUAAGGGUGGUACUUUGAUCUCGUACGAUGGUCAAGUCCGUCUAUUGGAGAUUGCCCAAGUUCCAAAAGAGCAUGUUGAAGAGUUUAAAUCUAUCAAGAAAUUUACUAACUUCAAUACCAAUAACUUGUGGAUCAAUUUGAAGGCUAUCAAGCGUCUGGUAGAAUCCGAUUCAAUCAAAGUGGAAAUAAUUCCAAACAACAAGACUAUCCGCGUUGGCUCUCAGGAGGUUAACGUUGUGCAAUUGGAGACUGCUGUUGGUGCCGCUAUCAGACAUUUCCGCAAUGCACACGGUGUGGUGGUAUCAAGAUCUCGUUUCUUGCCAGUUAAAACAUGUUCAGAUCUACUGCUAGUCAAAUCUGACCUGUUCUAUCUUGAACAUGGUUCACUAAAAAUAGAUCCUGCCCGUUUUGGGGCUGCUCCACUUAUUAAGUUGGGUUCUCACUUUAAGAAGGUCAAGGAGUUCCAGGAUCGGAUUCCCCAUAUGCCUAAAAUCUUGGAAUUGGAUCACCUUACGGUUACCGGUAAUGUUCAGUUUGGUAAAGGAGUCCAGCUAAAAGGAACUGUCAUUAUCGUGUGUUCUGACGGUCAAAGAAUUGACAUCCCUAACGGAUCAAUUCUUGAAAAUGUUGUUGUUACAGGUAACCUUACUAUUUUGGAGCAUUAG